Messenger RNA from Seriola dumerili (greater amberjack), 2323 nucleotides. It is a transcript of the gene gdpd5a, whose product is annotated as glycerophosphodiester phosphodiesterase domain-containing protein 5-like. The transcript is spliced from 17 exons. NCBI's taxonomy places the organism in Eukaryota, Metazoa, Chordata, Actinopteri, Carangiformes, Carangidae. Gene Ontology annotation, biological process: lipid metabolic process; positive regulation of neuron differentiation. Gene Ontology annotation, cellular component: plasma membrane. The record is from RefSeq and is a predicted model, not a curated record. Gene Ontology annotation, molecular function: glycerophosphodiester phosphodiesterase activity. The coding region runs from base 358 to 2133 and encodes 591 amino acids.
CUGAUGGUGUGUUUUAUUCAAGGAGAGACUUUCCUCUGAUUUAACAGGAUUAUUUAUUAUUUUUCAUUACGCGCUGCGUUAGAACUGAGUUUGCUGUUCAGGUGUAGAGUCGGCUGAUGUGCGCCUUCGGUUUGUGUCAUACUGUCGCUAAAAGUAACUUUUCAGACUUGUCAUAUGAAUCCGUAAAGUCCAGCACUGAAGAAACGACAUUAUGGCAACAUCAAUGGAAAUAACCGAUUAACCGAGAGCUCGAGACGUUUUCUACACUGUGGGAUAGAAAAGACUGUCGUGGAGGUGAGGAUUCACAGUCCUGUGUGGGAUGUUAACAGACUGGUGGUGCGUUGAGGCUGAAGGAGCAUGGUGAAACACCAACCCUUACAGGUCUAUGAGAAGCAGGUCUUUGUGUCCUUUGUCACUGGGAUCUAUGGUUGCCGCUGGAAACGCUACCAGCGUUCCCAAGACGACAGCUCCAGGUGGGAGUGUACAUGGUUCAUCAUCUUAUGCAGUUCUUUCCUUCUGCUUCUCUUUUGGGCCUACUUCUGGUUGGUGGCUCAAAAUGAUUUCAAUGAGUUCAACUGGUCAGUAUACAACCGCUCUGGAGAAUGGAGUGAUGAGACGAUCCCCAUCCUCGCAUCCACCACCGUGGGAUUCAGCUACAUCACGUUCUUACUGAUUUUAGCUCUCUUCCACAUAUCCCUGGGUCAGCAGCUGAACCUCUACUGGGUUCACAAGAUUGGAGUGCUGGCUACACUGCUCACCACUGUCUCUGGUGUCAUCUCUGUUGAUGACAUAUGGGGAGACGAGUGGGACAUCCUGCUGGUAUCACUGCAGUCCACAGCUCCAUUCCUGCACAUUGGAGCCUUGGCAACAGUCACAGCUAUCAGCUGGUUGGUAGCUGGAUAUGUGGUCCGCAGAGAGAGAUCCAAUUUCCAGAUGAUGGUGUUACUGAUCUACAUCAUUAUCCUCCUGGCUGUCUACAUAGCACCACUCACGUUCACCUGCCCCUGCAUCAUGGACCGUCACAGCCUCAGACAUCGACCAGACAUCAUUGGUCGACGGGGAGCUCCUAUGCUGGCUCCAGAAAACACCAUGGUGUCCUUCAACAGAGCCCUGCAGCAUGGAGCCACCUCCCUGGAGGCCGACGUCACUAUCAGUGUGGAUGGGGUUCCGUUCCUCAUGCGAGACCACACGCUGAGGCGAACCACAGACGUCAGUAAGGUCUUUCCAGCCAGACAGUUCGAUGAUGCCUCUUUCUUCAACUGGACAGAGAUUCGCUCUCUAAAUGCAGGCCAUUGGUUUUUGGAGAGCGACCCCUACUGGACAGUAAAGACCCUGACAGCGAGGGAGCGGAACAGAAUAGGCAACCAGACAGUCUGCAGCCUGGUGGAGAUGCUGCGUCUGGCAGCCAGGUCCAACAGCUCUGCACUGCUUAACAUCCGCAAGCCUCCACCAGAGCAUCCGCGCCACCGCAGCUGGUUUAUGGAUACGCUGUGGGCUGUGCAGAAAGCAGGCAUUUCCCAGAAGCGGGUGAGGACUGUGACGUGGACCCCCGACACCGACAGGGGGAAGGUGCGAGGGCUUCAGCAGACCACAAAUGAGAAGCUGUCGGUGGAGGAGAUAAGGCAGAGGGGAAUUACAAGCCUGACCCUCCACUACGGCAAGGCCAACCACAGAGACAUACAGGAGUAUCUGGCCAAUAAUGUUAGUGUGACCGUCUACCCAGUGAAUGAGCCCUGGCUCUACUCCAUUCUGUGGUGUAGCGGGGUGCCUUCUGUGUCCUCUGAUGCCCCUCAAGUCCUCCGAAAGGUGCCUUACCCCAUCUGGCUCAUGAGCCAGAGCGCUUACAGCUUCAUCUGGAUCUCUUCAGAUCUGGUCUCCCUCGCUAUAGUCAUAGGGAUUUUCUGUUUUCAGAACUAUCAUAUGAUCAGGUGGAGGAUGAGCGGGAUGCAGAACUAUAACCCAGAGCAGAUCAUGCUGAGCGCUGUGACACGACGAUCCAGUCGGGAUGUCAAUAUCAUGAAGGAGAAGCUCAUAUUCUCAGAGCUUAACAACGGGCUCAGCAGCACAGAGGAGCUCUCUCUGUAUCCUGAAAACGGUUAUGCGACAUACUCUCACGGAGGCCUCAGCCGAUGAACAAAACGCCUCAGAUGGGAAAUCCUGGAUGUUAGUUCAACAAUGUUUGAAAUGUAUUUUCUUGUGUGAAGAAAAAGAAAUACGCAAACUGAUCUGUUUGGCAAAUUACCCAGGAAGUGAUGACAGCAUAACAUACCUUGUCUAAAGUACAGACAAUGAGUAUUUCUGCUAUAGUGCUAUUGUGUCGAUU